AUGGCUGUCCCCAGUUCCUUCCUGCAGCCCUGCUCUCCGGGUGCUGUGCCCUCCGGCUCUAAUAGGCCAGGGGAUGUGGGGGGCAUGUCCUUGCCUCUCCCCUGUUCUCUCCGGCUACCCGGGGUGAAGGUGACGGGGGCCGGGGGGGCGGGGGGGGGGCAGGUGGAGAAUUGAGCUGGUGAGCUCAUGGCAAAGGCGCCCAGCAAAGGGGGGGGUGCCCUGGUCUAUAAAGCCCCCGUGGCUCUUUGGCCUGCAGAAGCGGGCAUGGACAGCACCAUGGCGGGCUCCGAGGCGCUACAGAGUGCCACAGCGCUUAUUGAGGAGCGGCUGGCACAGGAGGAGGAGAAUGAGAAACUCCGGGGAGCCGCCCACCAGAAGCAGCCCAUGGACAUGCUGGUGCUGGAGGAGGAGAAGCGCCACGGGGCGGCGAGUCUGGCCCUGCAAAAGGUUAAGGGCCAGGAGCGUGUGCGCAAGACAUCCUUAGACCUGCGACGGGAGAUCAUCGAGGUGGGUGGGAUCCAGAACCUCAUCGAGCUGCGGAAAAAGCGGAAGCAGAAGAAGCGGGCUGCCCUGGUCGCCCAGGAGCCGCCUCCAGAGCCCGAGGAGAUCACGGGCCCUGUGGAGGAGGAGGCAUUCCUGAAAGCUGCUGUGGAAGGGAAAAUGAAGGUCAUCGAGAAGUUUCUGGCCGACGGGGGCUCCCCGGACACCUGCGAUCAGUUCCGCAGGACAGCAUUACACCGAGCUUCCCUGGAGGGCCACAUGGAGAUCCUGGAGAAGCUGCUGGAGAGCGGGGCCACUGUGGACUUUCAGGAUCGGCUGGACUGCACAGCCAUGCAUUGGGCCUGCCGCGGGGGCCACUUGGAGGUGGUGAAACUCCUGCAAAGCCGAGGAGCAGACACCAAUAUGAGAGAUAAGUUGCUGAGCACCCCCCUGCACGUGGCGGUUCGAACAGGGCACGUGGAGAUCGUGGAGCACUUCCUGUCCCUGGGCCAGGACAUCAAUGCCAAAGACAGAGAAGGGGACAGUGCCCUGCAUGACGCCGUGAGGCUCAACCGCUACAAAAUCAUCAAACUGCUGCUCCUGCAUGGGGCUGACAUGAUGACCAAGAACCUGGCAGGAAAGACUCCCACGGAUCUGGUGAAGCUGUGGCAAGCCGACACCCGGAAUGCUCUGGAGCACCCUGAGCCGGGGUCAGAGCAGAACGGGCUGGAGGGGGCUGCGGAGAGUGGGCGGGAGACCCCCCAGCCUGUGCCAGCCCAGUAAACGCCUGAACGGCCCCCAGACCUGAGCCAUUCCUCCGCGGAAGACCCAGGAGCACCCACAAGCUGCCGCAAUAAAAAUGUCCUUUUCCUA
Molecule: messenger RNA, 1353 nt
Organism: Myotis daubentonii (Daubenton's bat)
Lineage: Eukaryota; Metazoa; Chordata; Mammalia; Chiroptera; Vespertilionidae
Gene: ANKRD2
Product: ankyrin repeat domain 2
Biological process (GO): regulation of transcription by RNA polymerase II
Cellular component (GO): nucleus
Molecular function (GO): RNA polymerase II-specific DNA-binding transcription factor binding
Source: RefSeq, a predicted model, not a curated record